Messenger RNA from Acipenser ruthenus (sterlet), 1066 nucleotides. Its product is annotated as olfactory receptor 52D1-like. The transcript has a single exon. The coding region runs from base 28 to 1002 and encodes 324 amino acids. Gene Ontology annotation, molecular function: olfactory receptor activity; G protein-coupled receptor activity. The record is from RefSeq and is a predicted model, not a curated record. Gene Ontology annotation, biological process: G protein-coupled receptor signaling pathway. Lineage: Eukaryota; Metazoa; Chordata; Actinopteri; Acipenseriformes; Acipenseridae. Gene Ontology annotation, cellular component: membrane.
UUGGUCCACCAGCAUACAACUAAGACAAUGGAAAACUCUUCUUACAUUACCACUUUCCUGUUUACUGUAUACGGUGAAAUUGGGUACCUUAGAUAUCUGUAUUUCACUGCUGCCUUAUUGGCUUACCUUGUGAUACUUUUUGUCAAUAUAGUUCUUAUAACAGUAAUAAUCAGGGAAAGGAGCCUCCAUGAACCAAUGUAUAUAUUUGUUUGUAACCUGGCUCUGAAUGGGCUGUAUGGUAGCAGUGCUUUUUAUCCAAUAUUAAUGCAUAGUCUUCUCUCUGAUACCCCAGCAAUAUCCAGAAUCGGAUGUUUGUUUCAAAUAUUUUGUAUUCAUACAUAUGGAUGUUUUGAAUUUUCCAUUUUGUCAGUGAUGGCUUAUGACAGAUAUGUGUCAAUCUGUAAUCCUUUAAGAUACAGUAGUAUGAUGAGUCCCAGGAAAGUAGCUGGGCUAAUAGCUUUUGUAUAUCUGUACCCUAUUUGUAUUUUCAUCAUACAUAUUUCAUUAACUAUUCGACUACCAUUAUGUGGGUCUGUUAUAGAAAAGUUAUAUUGUGACAACUGGUCAGUUGUCAGGUUAUCUUGUGUAGAUAUCUCUGUUAAUAAUGUCUUUGGUUUGUGUAUGAUCAUGUUACUUAGUGUCCCACAAAUCAUUGUUGUUGUAUACUCGUAUAUUAAAAUAAUUACAGUGUGUCUUAAGGCUUCAAAAGAAGCUCGUGGUAAAGCAGUACAAACUUGCGUACCCCAUUUAUUAACUCUCACAAACUACUACAUUGCCGCUUUGUUUGAAGUUAUUCAUCAACGCUUUAACAUGCAGAACCUUCCCCUUGUUUUACGCAUCAUCAUGUCAAUAGAUUUUCUUCUUUUGCCCCCUCUUCUAAAUCCAAUCAUUUACGGAGUAAAAACACAGGCCAUAAGAAAACGGGUAAUCCAGAUGUUCAAAAGCAGCAAAACAAAUUCAAUUUCAGGUGCUCAGAAAAAAAUGGUCUCUGUCUUACAAUAACUGUGUAAUACUGUAAAUAAAACAGACCUUGAAUUGCACACAAUUCUUGUCACAUUAAAGUCAA